UAAUGCCCUCCCUCCGCCGCUGCGAGCCCUCAGUGUCUGGACCUAUGCUGUAGAUAGAUGGGCUAGAUGCCACACACCAUUCGCCUAAAGGUUGCACAGGUUGAGAGUUUGAUUCCGCCGUUUCUCUUCCUCUUCUUCUUGGGGCUUUUUUCUCCUCUGCUUGGAUACCGCUGACUUAAGCAUUGGAUAUGUGCACACAAGAUGAUGACAACCCCUUUCCUCCCCGUAGAAGUAAAAUAAAAUAGGCUUUCGCACACACUGGAUUUACUCCUGUCGUUCCAUAUGAAGAAGCCAAAAAUUUGGAUACGCGUCUGUGUCCAUUUACUGCUGUUCAUCACUCUUGGGGUACAUUCAAGUAGGUUUGACGUCAACCCAGUGACAGAUGACAUCUCUAGACUCUCUGUUUUGAGACAAAAUAUUCCUAAAGAUUACAAAAUUCCUGUGCACUACAUACCAAAAGACGAGGCAGGGAUGUGUUGGGUAAAAUUAAACGUCUACUACUUGGAGGAGAGUUUACAAGAUUUAGCACAUAAGUUUGGAAACAUUUCAUCGAACAGAAGAGAUAUUAGUAUAUUCAUCCAGAUGCUCCAAGAGCUGCGGCUCAACAUGGGGUCCGUGGAGAUGAUCAUGUAUGAUUUUGAGUGCCAUUACAGGAAAGAGAGGUGGCAGACAGCGCGAUACUUUGACUUUGUCAAAGACUUCCUUAUAGCUGCACAGAAUAAAGAAGAUUCAGAUGACUGUGAUCCUCCCCCCUGUCCCACCACAGCAUACCCAGUAACAACAGAAACAUAUAGAGAAUCAACACCGUCCAGCAGUAAAGUCUCAGAGUGUGAAACAGGCUGCGGACCACAGCGUGGCGACCUGCCUGGGGUGUUGGAGCAAAGCCUUUUCUCCUUACUGUUCAUUCCACUCCUAGCUCUCGUGUUCCUGCUUGUGUGGAAGGUCCGAUCACGGAGGAAUGUGGAGGGUCUUCAACAGAAUCCUGGAGAAGUUGACCUCUUCACCGGAACAGAAGCUACUGCACCUCCACUAGAUGCUGAAAUAUCGGAAAAAAACAAGUUGAACGUCAUUGAAAUAGUGUAACGCUUCUACUCUUCGAUGUUCUCCAGCAUAAUCGGGCUCUAUUCUUUUUCUCCUGGUGGUGUCAAAAGUGAUGAAAAAAAUACAGGAAGCUGAAUUCCAUAGAUAGUUCUCGAAGGUAAAAGGCCGUUUUUUGACUGCUCUCCACAUUAUCGGUUGCAGGGUUACAACUGCCAUGACUAAGAUCCUGAUGAACCAUGCCUGCUACCGUGUGGAUAAGCUUGCCUUUCUUGUAAGACUGCAUUUACCCCAUGCUUUUGAAAAAGACAGUGAGAUUUUGGCAGUGAGAAACCCCUGUACCGCACCCCGACUGGGUUCACGGGUUCCUGCGAAUCGUCCAUCAGAACCUGCUGCGUCAUGAACUCUUGGGGGAAAACGUUCCCCCCCCCCGUCAGCAAGUUGCUACAGACUGCCUGUGUUUUUGAGGCUCACCAGUUCAUCUUCAAACAGCAGAGCAGAGACAGACUGACUCUGGUUAUCUCUUCUAAGAACUGAGGCAUGAAUUACUACCUCGGGUCACACUUCAACAGCUCUACACAUUCCUCCUAGUCUGGGUUUUCCUAAAGAAUAUAAUGUUUAAAUUUGUAGUUCCAAGGUGUAGUCACAUUGUCUGGUUUUAGGUAUGUACCCACGGGGAUGUAUGGUGUAUUUAUUUAUUGGUGGCAGCACUGAGCUGCUGCUGUUGAUACAACUGAACUGUUUCAAGCUAUCAUUUAAGAGCACCUCUACUAAUGGGUCACAUUUAAAGAACAAUCUAUAUACUAUCACAUCAUAAACUCAACACACUCCUGAACAAGUUACAUUUCCUCGUAUGAUGUUGUCGGUAUAUAUGACUUAGGUGAUAAAGUUUGUUUGAAUGGAGAACAAAACACGUAUGUACAAAAUAUGCUGCUUUGACUAACUUACAUUUAGACCAUUGAAAUCUGCAAGCUAACGAGUAUCAGGGAUGACUUCCAGGAUUGUUUUCUGAACAUGCCAGACAAGAAUGGGCCUCCGAUAGUAAAUGUUAUCUCUACAAUGCCUUUAUUUUAUUAUUUCUAUUUACUUAUCUCACCUUUUACACUUGCAAAGCAAAAAGAAUGUUUCAGGGGAGAUUCUUGGCGGUCAUUCCUCGCUGAAAGGAAGAAAAACUCAAUUGAAAGAAUUGAAUUGAACAAGUUACACACUUUGUAAAAUGAGAACAGAGCAAUAUAAAAACUGCUAUAUAAUGUAACAUCAAACUAACAAUUCUUGACUGUUCACUCCAACACAUAUACUCUCGAAUCAAACCCAUUAGCUUAGACUGCUCUUUCAUAUGGUUUCAUCUGUUCUUACUGACUUUGCCUUUGUCCAGUAUCAGUGUUGUGCUUGCAUAAUAAAAACCUAUUAUAGACAAUCUGACAAAGCUAGUUAGUGCAUUUAUCAAGACUCAAAUGCUAAUGAAAUGUUGAAGGAUGAUACCACUGUUUAUGAAAUUCACAGACAUGCACCUUAGUUAUUUCCACAAUCCACAAAGAUCGGCACAUGGGAAUGCCAUGCAGGCCUCAAAAUCAGUUUUGCCUUAAAGUUCGCUAUAAUACACUGUCAAAGGGAGUCCACUGUCAUCUCCUUCACAUACUGAACGGUCGCACAACGGUAUCACUCUUCUUUUGUGAGCUUUAGAUUUGUUUCUCCCUGUGCAGAAACACAACCAACUGGUAGUCAAACCCAAUCAGUUGUCAUGAGGUUGUUCAUUCCCAGCUAUAUUAAAGCCUAAGCCCUCAGGCUCAUUCCAAUACAUUGUGCCCUUCCACGCCUGCUCUCCUUCAGGCACUCUCUGAUCUGAUAAGUUGUGGAGCUGGAGGGGUUUCCCGUAUCUGCUCUCACAGAUCUUUUCAGAGGUGUGAGAGGCAACGACAAGUCAUCUAAACAUGGUCGGUCUACCCGGAGCCGUGCUCAGCGCAACGCAAAGUAGGUCAAUAACGGAUUAAUGGUUUUCAAAAGAUCGUUAACGACAAUCAGUAAAAGUGGUAGGAGUGUGAACAGGGCACACUGGCUGUGACCUUCUGCAAAUAACUUACUAUGACAAAGUGGCAGGACACAAACAUCUGUUUCCAUAUCUAGUUUUUCUAUCAUGUUUAUGGUCUUACAUUGUACCAUGUCCUUUGGUUUUGUGCCUUGUUUGAUUGGUGUGAUGGACCCUGUGUGUAAAUGUCAAAAGCCUGUCUAUGUUUCUGUGUGGUAGCAGAAAGUGGAGAGAUCAUUACAGUGCAGAUUGAAAACAUCUCAUAACAGAUAUAAUCACCAUCCUUCAUUUUUAAAUAAACUCAUGACAGAUCAGUUGGCUGUGCCCAGUUAUAACAAGGAAACACUUUUUUUUAAAGAGCAGUAUGUGAAAACUCAUUGGUUGUGACAUGUCUCUACUGUGUGUUACAUUUUAGCUAUUGUUACCUUUAGGAAUGUUCAACUGGUAACUCCUACUGCUUGUUUCUGGGACUAUUUGAUGGGAAUUUGUCUUGUAGAACGAGGAGUAUAUUGUGCAAAAUUAAAUCUGUGUUUGAAAAAAAAUAUACCACAUUGGUGUUCAUACAAUUCAGUACCUUUCAUCAUCACUAGUUCGAAUUCUUUGGUGUGAUAGACUAUUGUUUGUUAUUUUAAACCGCGAGACAUUUUUAUUCAUUCGAAAAUGCAUUUUUGAAAAUGUUUAUUAGCAUUGUUGUGCCAUAUGCUUUAUGGCAGAUUAGAUCGGACUCUGUGUACCACAUCGGUUUGUGUACAAUAACUCUCCAAACAAUACUUUCAGAAAGAAUUCCUAAAAUGAGUGGUGUGGUAAACUACUGUUUUAAUCUCAAAUCCAUCUAUUCAAAAAUGCAUUUUUAAUCAAUAUUCAAGCAUUUUAUGUAUGGCAGUCUAGACCUGAGGCUUUUACAACAAGUAUCUCUUAUAGUACAUGCAGUCCCCAGUAUUCUGACAGAGACACAGGUUGCCACAAGCAAACUAACAAACAAGGUAUGCUCUGUCAAACGUUGCUUUUUAUACAUAGUCUAUGAAUAUCAUGAGCUGCAACAGGUCUAAGCUGUGAACAAUAAACUAAACAUGGUCUCCCAUUUUCCUGUCUGCAAACAGUCCAUAAUGUCUAUUGCAUGGAAGUCAGAAACACAGUAAUUACAUGCAUUAGCCGAGAGAAUGACUGCCCUUAAAUACUGUUCUUGUGUGGAUAGUUGUGUGGUCUGAGAGUGAGCACAGCUGCAUCCUGGACAGCGCUUUCGGGCUUGAGUGAUCCAAUCCAUCCCACUUCAGUGGGGGAAUCAAAUGGCUUUAGGCAGGAAAUAAGUCUGGGUGCCAAAAAGCAAAAUGUAAUUAUUGCCCGGUUGGUAUUCUGGGUGAAAACUCUACUGUUUUCUGUAUUUUUGUAUAAAUGUAAAGAAACAUAUAUGAGAUAUGAAUAAAGUACACGUAUCCAACUAUUA
This is a messenger RNA of Eleginops maclovinus (Patagonian blennie), 4508 nucleotides long. It is a transcript of the gene kitlga, whose product is annotated as kit ligand a. Gene Ontology annotation, molecular function: stem cell factor receptor binding; cytokine activity. Gene Ontology annotation, cellular component: plasma membrane. Gene Ontology annotation, biological process: cell adhesion; positive regulation of cell population proliferation. Bases 283 to 1083 code for a protein of 266 amino acids. The record is from RefSeq and is a predicted model, not a curated record. Lineage: Eukaryota; Metazoa; Chordata; Actinopteri; Perciformes; Eleginopidae. The transcript is spliced from 10 exons.